GUGAGAGGUGGAGGAGAAAAAACAGAUGACACAGCUAGUGUCUGAAGGGAGGAUAAAAAGUGGAGCUGCUUACACCAAUAACUGCAACAGUGGAUUAUCUUUGGACACACAUGAUUUUCUCAGUGCAAAACAAAGUAAGUUGCUCAACAAUCCUUUGUCCAAGACUUGUUAAUGUGUUAAGAUUCAGGAUUAGAGGGAUAAGUAGAGGUUAAAGUUAUACCGGUCAGCAUGGCAGUAGCUAACCCAUGCUUCCAGAAGGAAGGGUAUGAAUGGACGGAAGUUAAGAACAAGACGGGGAGGCGAUGGAGGGAGAGGGGGAGACAGAGGGCAAAAUUGGAGGUGAAUGGGGAAGAUGGAGAAGAGGUGGAGGAGGGUGAUGGGGAGGAAAUGGAGGAGGAUACAGGCAGUGAGGAAGUGAGAGAGGAGGCAAAUGAAGCAGGUAGGAAUGGAGAAGAAGAGGUAGAGAUGAACGUGGACAAGGAGGUAGGAGAGGAGGACACAAAGGAGGGAGAGCAGUUAGAAGAUGAGCAAAAUGAAGAAGACAUUGCAGCUCAAAGAAAUGGAACAGUAGAUGAAACAGAUAAGAAUGGAGAAGAAGAGGAGGGAGAACUGGAGACAAAGAGGGAGGAGGUAGAUGACCUGGAGGAUGGAGAGGAAGCAGGAGGAAAUGAGGCAGAGGUUUGGGAGGACAGGGUCGAGAGGGAGGUUGGAGGGAGUCAGGAAGGGCUUGAUAAAGAGCUAUGGGAGGAAGAAGGGGAAAUGGAGGAAGAGGUUGAGAUGAAUGUGGACAAGGAAGAAGAAGAGGAGGAGACAACAGAGGGAGAACAGGAAGAAGAUGACUCAAAUGAGCAAAAUGUAGAAGACAGUGCAGAUCAAAGAGAUGGAACAAUAGAUGAAGAAAACCUUUCAGAUUCAGCAAAAUCUGAUCAUGAGGAUUUUGACUGGAGAUCUGAGGGUGACAUUGAUGAUUCUGAAAGUGAUGAUGAUGAUGAUGAUGAUGAAGAAGAAGAAAAAGCUUCAGAGAAACAGAGCGAUGACCUGAAGGAACUGGACGAUUUGCAGGAACACUCAAGUACAAAUGAAAGCAGUAUCCGAGAAGCAUGGACUUCCACUGAGGAAGAUGUGAGUGAGAAGCUGCUGGAUGAGGAAGAAACGGCGACAAGAUCAUGUUCAACGCAUGAAGAAGACUUUCUGGACUAUCAGGAGGAAGAGGAAGACUCUACAGAUGAUGAGGAAGCAGAACAUUCAUUGUAUGAAGACGUGGAUUGUAGUGAUGAAGGUGCCAUGAUGAAGAUAUUCCAAGAAGACGAUUAUCCCAAGGAUAUAUUCCGGACUUUGACAGAGUUCAAGGACUCUUUCCUUCUCACUGACCUAAUUAUUAGCACAAACGACGGGAAGACUUUCCAAGUACACUCCCUCGUCCUGGCAGCUGUCAGCUCCCUCAUCUGGGAAACUCUGAGUAGAGGCAAUAUGGUAUAUAACGUUGAUGGCAUAAAAGCCAGGAAUACGAUUAGUGUUGGAAUCAACACGUGGUCUCUCUGUCUGGGCCCAGAGGUGGACCAUGUUGGGUUGGAGGCAAUUGUGGAAUUUGCCUAUUCUGGACAUGUAUCUCAACUAAACAAGGACACCAUGGAACAGAUAAAGGCUGCAGCUCAAACACUUGGUGCCCACAGGGUGAUGGAACUCUGUCCUGAAGAAGGGUCCACACAUACUGGAGAGAAGAAGAAAGAAAAAAGAAUCUCUGCUGCGGAACAAAUGAGGAUCAGCCUUCAGUCCAUCAGACAGAUGUGGAUGGACGGGGUAGGCUGCGAUGUUAUUUUGGACGGUAUCGGGAAAUCACUUCAUGUCCACAGAAUCAUCCUUGCAGCAAGCAGUGACUAUUUCCGUGGCAUGUUCACCUUGGGAAUGAAGGAGUCCUACCAGCCUCGCAUAAACCUGCCCUUCUUGUUGGCUUCCGAGCUGGAGACUCUGAUUGGCUGCUCCUAUAGUGGGGCUUUGUCCCUCAGCUGGAGGUGUGUCUUUGAGCUCACCAGCACUGCUCUCCAGCUCCAAUAUCAACCAGCCCUCUCCUUAUGUCUCAGCUUCCUGCAAAAGGAAAUCAAUCCCCAAUCCUGCCUGGAUGUGGCAUCUUUUGCCGCAGCUUAUGAGAUGGCACACUUACUCGAAGUUGCGGACGAUUAUGUGUUACGACAAUUCCAAAAGGUUGCGUGCACCUUGAAGUUCAAGGAUCUGCCAGCCCGACAACUUCUUAAGUACUUGAACAGUCGCUCACUCUGUGUCCAAUCCGAGCUUGUUGUAUUCAAAGCAGUGGUAGCAUGGAUUCAAGCUAAACCCAAGACAAGGAUUAGACUUACCAAGGAAUUAAUGAAAACAAUCAAUUUUCCCCUAAUGACAUUCAAGGAAUUCAAUGAGGUGCACUCUUUGAACAUGUGGUCAGAGCACAGCCUAGAUGAACUCUACAAAACAAUUUUUGAGAAUUUCUGUUCCUAUGAGACUGCACCACAUAGCCAAUACCGCAUCUAUCUCCCAAAAGAGAGUCUGGUGUUGAUUGGAGGUGACCAGAUCACUGAAGACUUCGGAAGGCGAACAAUCAGUAGGGAACUCUGGUUUGGGAAUUCCCUUAGGAACCAUACAGGAGUAAAAAAGGCCAUGGAGUGGAGAAGGUUGGGAGAAAUGCCAGAACCAGCAAGGUUCAGUCAUGAGGUGGCGGUGAUCAAAGGACAACUGUAUGUGUUUGGGGGAAAGAAGUAUUACGGCCUUGGCGACACCCUGAAUUCUGUUUUAAGGUACAACCCCAAUGAAAGCAGCUGGGAGAGUCUUCCUGAAAUGCAGGAGAAGAGAUGCUUUUUCUCUGUGGUUGUGCUGGAUGGACAGAUAUACGCCAUUGGUGGCCACUGUGAGCCAGAGUAUAGGGAUAGUGUGGAAAGAUACUGCCCUGCUACAAACUCUUGGAGCUUCACCCGGCCUUUGGACCUACCUCUGACUGGACAUGUGGCAAAGGUUUCACAGGGGCAGAUCUUCAUCUCAGGAGGGGUGAACGAUGACUACAGGUGUCUUGCAACCAUGUUUCGUUACCAUCCAGAAACAGGAAGCGCACACCUCGCAAACAUGACAAGACCUCGGGCUUAUCACUGCAUGGAGGCGCUGGGUGACUGCCUUUAUGUCGCAGGUGGGAACACCAUCGACGACCACAUGACUGUUGUGGACCAGCUCACCUGUGAAGUGUACAGUCCAGCCGUGAACACGUGGACCGCCUUCAUGUCUCUGCCGGUGCCACAUGUCGGAGCAGGAAGUGCAGUUUUGGAGGGAAAGUUUUACGUGCUGGGCGGAUACAGCCAGGAAGAUUACAGCGACACUAAAAUGGUGCACCGCUACGACCCUACCACACAGAGAUGGGAGAACAUUGGCAAGAUGCCUGGGCCGAACAAUGACAUUCGAGCAUGUGUGCUGUCCCUGCCGGAGCAUUUAAGAUUGCAACAUCUGUGAAUUUCUGGUUUCAAAAACUGCCUGUCGAAUUGUCCCGAGUCCCAAGGCCUCACGGUGGGAGUUAAUUUUGCAACAUUUUGCAUUUUCCAGACUGCUUACUGUAUGUAUAAACAUCAGACAGAAGAGAGUGAUUCAUACAUGUUCACAACAGUUGGACUAUUUCUGGAAUAUUUAAGCAAGGAGUGGUGCCCGGUUGAGGAAGAAGAUUCGGCCAUAAAUCACUUCGAAUUUUGAUAUUUUCCCAUAGUAUUCUUAUAUGUGGGUUUCACUGGGAAAUUUGCCUGACAUUUGAGGAGGUGACCAGCAUGAUAGUUUACGGAAAAUAACCAGACAAAACAUCUAUAGUGAGAUACAGUGUGUCAACUAUUGUUUGAUUAUAUCAUGCAGAGUUAUGAAUUUUAGGAUUCUGCUAGGAUGAGUAUCGAGAUUUCACUGCCACAAUUGAUAUUGUUGUUUAUUUUAGCUUUGCUAGAGUUUUCAAACCAUUUCCUAAUGAUUGCAUCGGGUAAUGUAGGUGUUUUACUUGUUUUACAUCACCAAAUUAUAGUCUAGGUUGAUAAAUAAGUGUAUCGGUAUCAAUUAUCAGUACCUAUAUCAGUAUCAGUAUGGAUAUAAUCCUAAUGAUACCCAUCCCUACUCGGUGCAUAAUAUUAUAACGAUUUAAUGUUGUAAUAAAAACCAAAUGAUGUGUAUCUCGGAAAAUGAAUUGUAUACUGGAUUGACUUGAGAGGCGUCUUUAGCCGUGCCAAAUGAUAAAAUAUAAAUAUAUUGUGAUUUUUAGUGCUUUAUGU
Solea senegalensis (Senegalese sole) is the source of this 4277-nucleotide messenger RNA. RefSeq names its product kelch-like protein 22. The transcript is spliced from 5 exons. Lineage: Eukaryota; Metazoa; Chordata; Actinopteri; Pleuronectiformes; Soleidae. The record is from RefSeq and is a predicted model, not a curated record. Bases 229 to 3486 code for a protein of 1085 amino acids. Gene Ontology annotation, molecular function: protein binding.